Molecule: messenger RNA, 1700 nt
Organism: Patella vulgata (common limpet)
Lineage: Eukaryota; Metazoa; Mollusca; Gastropoda; Patellidae
Product: leucine-rich repeat and WD repeat-containing protein 1
Exons: 13
Coding region: 133-1362 (409 amino acids)
Biological process (GO): establishment of protein localization to chromatin; chromatin organization
Cellular component (GO): nuclear origin of replication recognition complex
Molecular function (GO): chromatin binding; protein binding
Source: RefSeq, a predicted model, not a curated record
GAAAUAUGUUGUGAAUAAUAAGUGAAUGAUUGUCACGGAACAAGAUAACGGUUUAUUUAUUGUAACGCCUAGCGGAAAAAUAACGGUUAUUAUUUACUGUUAUAAAAAACUUAUACACCUUUUGUGGCAGACAUGACAUCCCAUGGAAAUAAAAGAAAAAUAGAAGAUAAAGAAAAACUGCCUCCAUUACCAGACUAUGAACCAACAGCUUUUUUAAGAUGUCAUUCUUCUGAAAACGACCCUAAUGAUAAUUUAUCUAAGGUAUGGCGGUCAGCUUUUGAACCAAGUCUUCAAAAUCCAGGGGAAUCAACUUAUAUUUUAGCAUCAUGUGGAUCAAAGAUUGUUAAUUUAAUAGAUUGUCAGACAGGGAAAGUUAUGAAAAGAUAUAAUGAUCCAGAUAUUAAUGAGUCAUUUUACACAUUAGCAUGGAGUACAUUACCAAUUCAAGGGAAAACAUCAAAGUGUAAUAUUCUAGCAGUAGCUGGAGAAGGAUGUCGUGUUAAGCUUCUAUAUCCCACACAGUUAGUGAUGUAUUCAACUUUAACAUAUCAUAAAAAAUAUAUCAGUUGUCUUCUAUUUCAUUCUACAAAACCAAAUUAUCUCUUCAGUGGAUCAAGAGAUGGUUGGAUUGUAUUAUGGGAUAUUGGUAUACCAGAUAUAACAUUACAAACCAAAAACAACAAUAGUCCUUUACUAAGGUUCGCAUUACCAGAUAUAAAUUCAGAUGCUCUCAAUUUAGCGUAUAGUUCAGCACAGAAUAUUCUUAUCGCAGCCUGUGAAAAUGGUUGUAUAGGAUGGAAACUUGAUGACAUGAAUAAACAAACCAAAAAAAGAAAUAGAAUUAUUAGCCAGACAGAUUAUAUAUUUGUUAAAUCGGAUGUAAAACAAACUAUAGAUGGAUUGAUCAUGUUAACAGAUGAUAUAAUAGCAACCAAGCAAGUUGGAACUGGAUUGAUACAAAUGUGGAGUAUAAAAGAAAAUAUAAAUAGUAAAAAAAGUAAAAGUAGACAGACAAUAAAACCAUUGUUAGAAUUAGAAUAUACAUCAACAACUGUAGAUUAUCUUAACUUUGGAUACACAGCAGGUAUGUUGUGUGUUGGUGAUGAUGUCGGCAAUAUUUAUUUAUACAAUUUAAAAAAUUAUCUCAAGAAAAACAAGUCACAAGAAUCGCUCCUUGCACCUUCUCAGGUUAUUGACUGGCCAGAAUUAUCAGUUGAUAGUAGAUCAGAUAUAGAUAGUGAUGCUGUACCAGAAUUAGAUAAACAGAAAAUUGUAGUAAAUUGUGUAUCUGUGAGUUCCAAUCAAGAAUAUAUAGUUUAUGGAACAGAUACAAACUUAUUGUGUAUAUGGAAAAGAUGUUGAUCUAGUUAACAAAAAGAUGUUGAUCUAGUCUACAAAAAUAAUCAAAUACAGUACUGCCAAUUAAGUAAUUAUAGUGAUAGUCUAGGUCACUGAGACAUCUGUAUUAUAUUACUUUAUAAAUGUUUACUGUCAAAUCUUAAUCAAAUAAUGUUGUUUUGAAUGUUUUUUAAACUACACUGUUCCAGAAAAUAUCAUUUAGUAACCCAAUAUGUCUGGAUCAAUGAAAUUAUGAUUUCAUAUGUCAAGCUUGGCAGGCUGUUAUUUUAUGAUUGUCGCUUGUUAUGUUAUUGUGAAGAUGGGUAAGAUAAUUUUUAAAAUUGUUACUGUAUAUUUUGAUU